CUUUAAAAGACUCUAAGCGGGAGUCGACGCGAACGGUGUUCUCUCUUCUCGCUCUCGCUCUCGCUCUCGCCGCUCGCGUUACAAUAUACACCGACUGUAUGAGAGAGACAGAAAAAAGGGGGAAGAAGAGAAAAGAAAAUGUAGAAGUGCAGAUUUGAGUAAAGGAAUAAGGCGUUCACAAAGAGGGAGAGAGAGAUCGAGGGAAUAAGUGACGGGAUUCGCCGAAAAUGACGACCGGGAUAAUCCAAGACCAGAACUUGGAGAAGCAGAUAGAGAAGCAAAUGGGAUGCAUGGCUGGAUUCCUUCAGCUCUUUGAUCGUCAUCAGCUGCUCGCAGGGAAACGCCUCUACUCCACCAAACGCCUCCCUCCCUCCCAGGCAGUCGAUUCUACAACGCAGUCGGAGAAUUCCCUGGGAUCUCCAGCGUGCCCUAGCGACCUGCAACAGCAGCAGCAGCAACAACAACAACAACUUUAUGUGCGGCCAUCUCCAGAAAACGUGAAGCAUUCCACGCCGGAAAUCCGUAAUCCGGUGCCGGAAAUUGCAACUCCGGUUGAGACUCCGGUGAAAACGCCCCUUCCUCUUCCAGUGUUCGAUUUCAAGGAAGGUUUACGAUCCUCGUGGAAGUUCAAAGAAGCACCGAGGCUUUCUCUGGAUAGCAGAGCUACUGUUGAUGGAAAGGGAAAACUGUACCCGAGGGAGAUCCAAACGAAUGCAGCAAUUUUCGCUGCGACUCAAUGCAGCGUAAACUCUGGAGAAGCGGCCUCUGCCGAUGAUAAUGAUAAGCAGCGCCGUUCGCCCAGCGUCAUCGCACGGCUUAUGGGCCUCGAGGUGCUGCCAGACUCCGGCCGCGAACCUCUGAAGAAAGCUGAGCAGCCUGAGCUAAGGAGAUCUGCUUCGGAGUCCAGGGUGUCAAGAGAUCUGCUUCAGUAUCGUUUUGUAGACGGAAACAACUUCCAGAUGAAGCAGCCUUGCCAGACGAAUUUCGGAAGCAACGUCAUAAGCAAUGCGAUAAGAGAUAAUAAAUCAAACGUUAGGACGCCGGAUUUUAUGGACUUCUGCGUCAGAAAACCGAAACACGAGCAACCGAAAUCUCCGAGCGGAUGCCAAUCCGCGUCCACAUGGAAAGCGCCCCAGCAACGUAAGAGUUUUUUUGAUGCACAGGAUUUCUUUCCGGAGCCAAAGCAGACGGGCUCUCUAUAUGGAGAGAUCGAGAAACGGUUGAAGAUGCGGGGAAUCGACGAACCAGCCAAGGAUCUGGAGACGCUGAAGCAGAUUCUCGAAGCUCUGCAACUCAAAGGGCUACUGCAUUCUAAGAAAUCGGCAGAGCAACAGAUCGGGCAUAGGAAUUUCAUCUAUGAUCGGAAGUUUUACGCCGAGGAUUCCCCGAUUGUCGUCAUGAAGCCAUCGAGGUCACCAAUUUCGACCAAUCGUGCUAGAAGAACUACAGCGGAAUCACCUCCUCAGAAUUUCAGAUCCAAAGCUGGACUUCGUAGGAACCUAAAUCUCGCUAGUGAGGCAUCGCCGCCUGUCAAACCGAGAGGAGGUCGGCCGGAACUGGAUCGAAACUUGCAAAAUGAAAGGAAAGCGAGAAGUUCAAUGUCUCCUGAUCGAAACGAGAGCAGUGCAAGAAGUCCGAGUUCUCUUGCACGGAGAAAACCACUAAGCAUUGAUUUCCAGCGGAGAGCAAAUGAUCCAGUGGAGCAGCAGCGGAGGACCUCUCCCAUUCACUCCCCGAAAAUAAAUUCGAAGAAAGUCGGAUCGGAUCAAACGACGAGUAGAUCACCGAGGAACAGGAAAAGGACGCCCGAGAUUUCCCCAAAAGAGAGAAUUUGCAGUCCCACGGAGGAUCAGUCAUCCACUAUCUCUGAGAGCAGCAUCAGUACGUCCUCUCUGGUAGACGCAGAGUCACAAAGAUCAAAAAUGGAAGCUUGCAAUCAAGGAAGGAGCCUCUUAGAAAGAUGCGAUAAGCUGCUUCACAGCAUAGCUGAAAUCACAGCGACCGAGUUGCAGCCGAGCCCCGUCUCAGUCCUUGACUCGUCUUUCUACAAGGACGAGUCGUCACCUUCGCCCGUCUUGAAACGGUGCAUCGAUUUCAAAGAUGAAUCAGGAGAGCUGGAAGAUGAGAACUGGAGCCCGGUGGUUUCGCCCGUCCGAUUGAAAUUUGAAGAUAAAACGGAUGACUCCGAUUUCCUUUACAUCUCGGACAUGCUCCGAGCUUCAAACUGUCUACCCGAGGACUCUGAUGUCUUCCUUUUGUUGGAGAAACAAUAUUACAAGGGGGACUCGUCGUCAAAGGCUUCCGCUCUCCAUCGGAAGCUUGUUUUUGACACAACAACUGAAAUUCUGGACAGAAAGAGACAAUUGCCGCCGUGGAAGGCCUUUACCGUAAUCGGAAAGGCAUCGUUGCAGCAAGUAUGGUCGGAGUUUCGGAGGAUCCGAGAAAGAGAUCCUGCGGAAGACCUGGUGGAGGUCAUCUGCGGGGUGCUCCGGAAGGACAUGGCUGGAGACGCGGUCAACGGAUGGGGAGAUUGUCCUGAGGAGAUGUCAGAAGCGGUAUUGGACAUUGAACGGAUGAUAUUCAAGGAUCUUGUGGCGGAGACUAUCCGAGAUCUCGCUGCCUUUGCCGGGAAAAUCAGAGUUCCGGCGCCUCCUCGAAGGAAGUUGGUAUUUUGAAUGGAAGCGCGCUACUCCUUUCGUUGGGUCUCGGACCUAUGGUUCUUUUGUUUUUGUUUCUUUCUUAAUUAUAUAGAAUUUAUAAAUAUGGGCAAUUAAUAUAUAGGAUAAGAUGUGUAGGAAACGUCGUCGUUUGGUUCACCAUCCAGGCAUCCACCCAAACGAGUUUCCUUUUUAAACGCCGGUUGCCUUUUGAAGAUUUUCGCUGUAAGAGCAAGAUAUCGCGCAAUGAUUUGUCCUACGACACUCCCAGUAAGAAGCAGAAGAAUCAAAGAGAAAAUACGAAAAAACUAACUUUCGCUUUCGCUGAAAUGUGUAAAGCAGCGGUGUAAGUAAGCUGUAAAGAAAGAAAUCCAGUCCCAAGAAUCUUCGUAUGUUCUA
Molecule: messenger RNA, 3056 nt
Organism: Nelumbo nucifera (sacred lotus)
Lineage: Eukaryota; Viridiplantae; Streptophyta; Magnoliopsida; Proteales; Nelumbonaceae
Product: protein LONGIFOLIA 1-like
Biological process (GO): regulation of monopolar cell growth
Source: RefSeq, a predicted model, not a curated record